CCACUUCCUACUUCCGCAAACACAGCUCGUUGUAGCUUCCCUGUAUAUCGGUUUGACCAAUGCGGUGGUCGACUUCAGUCCGUCGUCUCCUGGCUCUUUUUAAUAAUUCCAACGGAUCCGACAUUUAUGACUGAUUGAUCCAACAUCAUGACGGCCAACAGCCGCUGUUCUGCCGCCGAGCCUCCGGGCCUGGAGACCCAGCGGCGGGAGAUCGAGUCUCUGCUGCGGGAGUGUGAGCUCCGCGCUGGGGACAGUUGGUACGUGAUGGAGCGGCGCUGGUAUGAGCAGUGGAAGGAGUUUGUGGAGACGGGAGACCAGAACUCGUCUUCUUUUCCCGGUCAGAUCAACAACGCUGAGCUGUUUGAGGACCUGGACUCGUUCCACCUGAAGGAGCGCCUGGUGGAGAACGAGGACUUCAUGCUGGUGCCGGCCGACGCCUGGCACCGCCUGCUGGGCUGGUACGGCGCCGUGGAGGGGCAACCGGCGCUGGAGCGCAAGGUGGUGGACCUGCCCAGCACUCUGAAGGUGGAGGUCUACCCCGUCGAGAUCUUCCUCUGCCUCCACAGCAACAUGGAGAACGUCAUAACGGCCCAGUUCAGCCGCACUGACAGCAUACUCUCCAUCCAGAGGGCGAUGUGCGAUGCCUUCAAAGUGCCUCCGGGAUCAGAGUGCCGUCUGUGGAUGAAGAGUUCUGACAGCAGCUGUGAGCGUCUGAGAAACGUGCACGUGAGCGUGCUGGAUGCCUGUCUGAGCUCAGCCAUGACGGUGAUCAUGGAGACGAGGAAUGCAGACGGCACCUGGCCCAGCUCCAGACCUCAGAUCAUGAGGAACUCACUGGAGGAUCAGGACUCGUAUCGAGGACAGCCGGGGGUCUGUGGCCUCACCAACCUGGGCAACACCUGCUUCAUGAACUCUGCUCUGCAGUGUCUGAGCAACACGCCACCUCUGACGGAGUACUUCCUGCUGAGCUCCUACCUGGAGGAGCUGAACUUCACCAACCCGCUGGGCAUGAAGGGCGAGAUCGCCGAGGCCUACGCCGACGUCAUCAAGCAGAUGUGGUCCGGCAGGCAUUACUCGGUGGUGCCGCGCGUCUUCAAGACGAAGGUGGGCCACUUUGCGUCCCAGUUCCUGGGCUACCAGCAGCACGACAGCCAGGAGCUGCUGUCCUUCCUGCUGGACGGACUCCACGAGGACCUCAACCGGGUCAAGAACAAAGAGUACAUCGAGCUGAGGGACGCCGAGGGGCGACCGGACCAGGAAGUGGCUGAGGAGGCGUGGCGUAACCACCGCCGACGGAACGACUCUGUGAUCGUCGACACGUUUCACGGCCUCUUCAAGUCCACGCUCGUCUGUCCGGAGUGCCACAAGGUGUCCGUGACCUUUGACCCCUUCUGCUACCUGAGCGUCCCGCUUCCUGUCAGCAAGGAGCGCGUGAUGGAGGUCUUCUUUGUGUCUCUGGACCCGCAUGCCAAGCCGGCUCAGCAUCGCGUCGUGGUUCCUAAAGCAGGAACCGUUUUGGACCUCUGUGCUGCUCUGUCAGAGAUGACCGGCGUUCCUUCAUCACAGAUGGUUGUAGCUGACGUCUUCAACCACCGCUUCUAUAAGAUCUACAACUCCAAUGAAUGUCUGAGCUGCAUUCUGGACCGAGACGACAUCUUUGUGUACGAGCUCAGCGUGCUGGAGCAGCAGCAGGAGGAGGAGGCGCGGGGGGAGGAGGUGCUGCUGGCGCUCUACCUGAGGGAGCGAUCCCACUACAGAGACUACGGCUCCGGGAGCAGCUCGUAUGGGACGUCCCUGUUCGGACACCCCCUGCUGCUCCGUGUGCCGCGAGGCCGCUGCAGCCGGGAGGAGCUCUACACGCUGUUCCUGCAGAGGCUGGCGCGCUAUGUGCGACCUCCCGAUCCCUCUGAGGAGUUGGAAGAGGAGGAAGAGGAGGAAGGAGAGGAGGAAGAGGAGCUCUAUCAGAGUCAGACCAACGGCAUCAGUGACGAGGAGCAGGAGGAUGCUGAGAAAGCAGGGCCGUCUCAAACGCAACGCUGGUGCGGCGACUCGCCGGCAAACGGCCAAUCAGACGAGACAGCCGUCAACCACACACCACCCACUUUGGUGGACGGUGAUACGGAGCCCAAGAGGCCGACUGAGCCCAUCAGCACCAGCACCACCAGCCCCCCCAGCACCACCAGCUGCACUGACGUGGGUUACCCCAGCGGGGACGCGAGCGGAUCCAACGAGCCGCCGGCAGACCAACCUCAUCCGCCAAGCGACACCACAGAAGAAGAAAAAGAAGACGACAAGCAGGAAGAGGCGUGUUCCCCGAGCCCACCGCCCAAUGAGCAGCCGGCAAAGAGGAAGGCGUGUUGCCGAAGGAGGCGGAGUCUGUUCACCAUCCAGGCUGUGAACUCCAACGGGACCACGGAGAGAGGGACGGGGGAGGGGGGGAGCGCCGUGUCCUUCAGCUCUCAGCCCUACGUGGCCAUCGACUGGGACCCGGACAUGAAGAAGAGAUUCUACAACGAGAACGAGGCCGAGAAGUACGUGAAGCACAGCAGCAUGGAGGUUCCUCAGCAGCAGACCACAGUGCAGCUGCAGGAGUGCAUCGAGCUCUUCACCACUGUGGAGACACUGGAGGAGGAGAACCCAUGGUACUGUCCUGUGUGUAAGAAGCACCAGCUGGCCACCAAGAAGCUGGACCUCUGGUGUCUGCCUGAGGUCCUCAUCAUCCACCUCAAGAGGUUCUCCUACACGAAGUUCACCAGAGAGAAGCUAGACAGCAUCGUGGACUUCCCCCUCAGGGAUCUGGACUUCUCCGGGUGCCUCCUGAGGAAGAGUCUGUCCAAUGGGGAGCCUCCGAGCUGCUAUGACCUCAUCGCUGUGUCCAAUCACUAUGGAGGGCUCAGAGACGGCCACUACACCAGCUAUGCGCAGAACAAGGACAACGGUCAGUGGUACUACUUCGACGACAGCAAGGUGACCUUCGCCCGGGAGGACCAGAUCGUGACCAACGCCGCCUACGUCCUGUUCUACCAUCGACAAGACCAGAUCAGGAAGCCCACCCUGCCCCCCCCCAGCCUGAGCCCCGCCGCAGCCAACGACAUCACCUCCUGCAAGGAGGAAGAAGCGGAGCUGGCCGCCUCCUCCUCCUCGUCCUCCGUUACCAUGGAGACGGACUAAAUCACUUGGUCUUAGUUUGAAUGGAAUUCAGUGAUGAUUUUUGUUUUCUUUCAGGCAGGACUUUUUAUGUCAUUUAUCUUAAAUUAUUUUUUCCACAAAGACUUGAACUUUCUCUGAUUUCUUCUUCUUCUCCUCCUAUUUUGUGCAGCACUGGUCUCAGAUCAGCUGGUCUUCUCUACAUGGAGACACUCAGGUAGUUAAUCAGCUUUUAUGAUCCUCAGAACGUUCCAGCAACACAAGGAGCACCCAGUAAGCAACGAGAGGUUUGUCCUCAAUGAAGAAUUGGAUUUUUAAAAAGGAAUACAAAUAAAUGACUUCAAUAUUUUAGUGAUUUAUUCAAAGUCCUUUUUAGAAUUCAGUUAUUCAUUCAGCA
Messenger RNA from Pungitius pungitius (ninespine stickleback), 3544 nucleotides. RefSeq names its product ubiquitin specific peptidase 11 (gene usp11). Gene Ontology annotation, cellular component: nucleus. Gene Ontology annotation, molecular function: cysteine-type deubiquitinase activity. Gene Ontology annotation, biological process: protein deubiquitination. The coding region runs from base 148 to 3171 and encodes 1007 amino acids. The transcript has 21 exons. Lineage: Eukaryota; Metazoa; Chordata; Actinopteri; Perciformes; Gasterosteidae. The record is from RefSeq and is a predicted model, not a curated record.